CUGAGGCACGCGACAAGGCGCCCCGCAGCCAGGUGUCGAGUGCGGGCCCCACCUCUGAAGGCGGAGGAGGGGCCGCGGGUGGUGACGCGCUGAGGGCCGCCCGCGGACAGCGGGCGGGCGGCGGCGGCAGGUGCGGCCGCGGAGGGCGGGAGGGAGAAGGGAGGGGGCGGGCGGAGGGGGAGGGGAGGGCAAGGCCCCGGCACCUCCCCCUUUAUAACGCGCCCCCUCCCAGGCUCUUGGGCCGCCUCCUUGUCGGCUCUUCCCGUCUCGCCCCCUCGCCCGGCAGCCCCGGGCCCGGGCCCGGCCAGGGAGCCCCCAGGCCGCGGCUUGGGGGCCGCCCCCCCUCCCGCUCGCCGCCCAGCGCAGCCCGGCGGAGGCGGCGCCGUCGGAGGAGGAGGAGCAGGACACUGCGGCUGGCCCGGGAUCGGGCGCCAGAGCGGCAGCGGCUUCGGCAGCAGCGGCGGCCCGGGCCAAUGCAGCGGGACGCACCGCCCCGAGCCCCAGCUCCGGCGCCCCGACUUCCCGCGCCCCCGAUCGGGGUCGCCGCCAGCAGUGGCGGCGGCGGAGGCGGGGGCAGCGGUGGCGGUGGAGGCGCCUCUGCAGCUCCGGUUCCUCCUGGCCUCCCGGGAACUACAAGUCCCAGGGGGCCUGGCGGCGGGCGACGAACGGAAGAGGCGGGGUCGGCGCCGCGAGGCCGGAAGUGGCCGUGGAGGCGGAAGUGGCGCGGCCGCGGAGGGGCCUGGAGCACGGCGGCGGGACCUGGAGCGGGAGCGGCGGCUGCGGCGGCGGCUGGGAGCGGUGGUGGCGCUCUGGGGGCUGCCAUGGCAAAGCAGUACGAUUCAGUGGAGUGCCCCUUUUGUGAUGAGGUGACCAAAUAUGAAAAGCUCGCCAAGAUCGGCCAAGGCACCUUUGGGGAAGUGUUUAAAGCAAAGCAUCGCCUGACCGGCCAAAAGGUGGCUCUGAAGAAGGUACUGAUGGAGAACGAGAAGGAGGGGUUCCCCAUUACCGCCUUGCGGGAAAUCAAGAUCCUCCAGCUUUUGAAACAUGAGAACGUGGUCAACUUGAUUGAGAUCUGUAGAACCAAAGCUUCCCCCUAUAACCGCUGCAAAGGCAGUAUAUACCUGGUGUUUGACUUCUGCGAGCAUGACCUUGCUGGGCUGCUGAGCAACGUACUAGUCAAGUUCACGCUGUCUGAGAUCAAGAGGGUCAUGCAGAUGUUGCUCAAUGGCCUCUACUACAUCCACAGGAACAAGAUUCUGCACAGGGACAUGAAGGCGGCCAACGUGCUCAUCACCCGAGAUGGGGUCCUGAAACUGGCAGACUUUGGGCUGGCCCGGGCCUUCAGCCUGGCCAAGAACAGCCAGCCCAACCGCUACACCAACCGUGUGGUGACGCUCUGGUACCGGCCCCCAGAGCUGUUGCUCGGGGAGCGGGACUACGGCCCCCCCAUUGACCUGUGGGGUGCUGGGUGCAUCAUGGCGGAGAUGUGGACCCGCAGCCCUAUCAUGCAGGGCAACACGGAGCAGCACCAGCUCGCCCUCAUCAGCCAGCUCUGUGGUUCCAUCACCCCCGAGGUGUGGCCAAACGUGGACAAGUACGAGCUGUUUGAGAAGCUGGACCUGGUGAAGGGCCAGAAGCGGAAGGUGAAGGACCGGCUGAAGGCCUACGUGCGGGACCCCUACGCGCUGGACCUCAUCGACAAGCUGCUGGUGCUGGACCCCGCGCAGCGCAUCGACAGCGACGACGCCCUCAACCACGACUUCUUCUGGUCUGACCCCAUGCCCUCGGACCUCAAGAGCAUGCUGUCCACCCACCUGACGUCCAUGUUCGAGUACCUGGCGCCACCGCGCAAGAAGGGCAGCCAGAUCGCCCAGCCUUCCACCAACCAGAGCCGCAACCCGACCACCACCAACCAGACAGAGUUCGAGCGUGUCUUCUGAGGCCGGUCCUGCUGCUUUUCCUUGGGGCUCUCGUUUCGUUUGUCCUUCUGCUGUGUGACCCGCACUGUGGAGAUGGUGGGGUAUUUGAGUUUUUUCUCUCGUGCAGAUUUUCUGUAACCCCCACCUGGGCACUGGGAAUGCCAGCUGAAUGGACAGGAGCGAAGCUUGGCAGAAUGCCCAGAGGCCCCUGGCGCUGCAUUGCCCGGUUCCCUGGUUUUCUGGGCGACGUCCGGAGGGUCUCGUGGACCUUAGGGCGGGCACGGGGUGAGAGGAGACGUGCGCCCCGCCAGGGACUUCGUAAGUUCCCGGCGCGAUGGGAGGAAGGGCAGGGCACUCACCGUCCCCAGCCUUCUCGGGGUGAGAAGCGUUCAUGGGGGACAGCCAGCCCGGAACGCGGGCUGUGCUCCUGGCGUGACCCUGAGAAGCACUACGGCCGGCCGGCAGAGACUCGGUUCUCCGGGAGGAGGAUUUUAUCAUGUGUCCUUUACUCGGUUGUUUGGAGACAGUUCUGGGCAGUUCUCCCAGUUGCAAUUAAAGUUGACUGCUUUCCUUUCCCCAGUAA
Phyllostomus discolor (pale spear-nosed bat) is the source of this 2502-nucleotide messenger RNA. It is a transcript of the gene CDK9, whose product is annotated as cyclin dependent kinase 9. Gene Ontology annotation, cellular component: nucleus. Bases 474 to 1940 code for a protein of 488 amino acids. The record is from RefSeq and is a predicted model, not a curated record. The transcript is spliced from 7 exons. Gene Ontology annotation, molecular function: cyclin-dependent protein serine/threonine kinase activity; ATP binding. Gene Ontology annotation, biological process: protein phosphorylation. NCBI's taxonomy places the organism in Eukaryota, Metazoa, Chordata, Mammalia, Chiroptera, Phyllostomidae.